AUGCUUCCCCCCUCGCCCUCUGGGCCUUUCAACAACAAGAAGGCGAAGAAGGCCUCCGCGAAGAUUCUUCGCAAGGCCGUCAACGCUCCCUUGCCGCAGUCGGACGAUGCUGAUCUCAUCGUUCAUGAGCAAAGCUCCAAUCCUUCGGGUGAGGAGUCUUUGUCAACUACAUCCGGGCCUCUUGCAGUCCAUGAGACUCAAGAGGCUUCUGGUGACCUCAUGGUUCUCGAGCCUGAGGAAGACCGCGACGCGACUGCGGGCCAUGAGCCCAAGGUCGAUGAGCGGGAAACGGCGAUUCCGGACGCGCCUUGGCCGUUCAUGAUUCACCCGUUUCAAGACGACUCGCUCAUCUUGUAUGAGAGGGUCGCUGCCUUCGAUCACUUCGAGCGUACGGUGAAAGCCGAUCGCAAGCAGUGGGAGGAGGAGAAGGCCCCAUGUGGUUCUUGUGGGAAGAGGCACCCGCCUCCGUGCGCUACGCGCAGUCAUCUCGCCGCUAUUAAGGGCGCCAUGGCUGAGGGUAGGCAGCUUCGGAAGGAAUGGGAUGUCCAAGGUCGUCGCCCGCUCGGUGAACCCCAAGGGGAGAUGCUGAAGCGCGAGGUGAAGAUGGCGAAUAGUCAUCAAGGCCUUACCACACCCGCAGUGGCCGCCAAGACUGCUUUUUGCAGUACUUGUGCAAAGUACCACCCUGGUGGUGCGAAGGAGUGCACCGUCCCCUUCUGCACCAAAGGGUGUUCCCUGAACCACCCUCUUGGAGAGGCUUGUGGCGCGGCGGUAAAACGCUUCGCUAAUAUCAAGCGUCUACACGGAGGUGGUGAUGGACCAAGCGAGGAGAAGAAGUCGGUGCCUGCGCCCUCAAAAGCAAUGGCUACUGGCGGCUUUGAUACUGCAAAGUUCAAAGCCUUCUACGAUGCUAUUGGCGACGAUCCCGACGUUGCCAAAUCAUCUGGAGAGCUCUUCAAGGCUUUGGCCACGAAGAGACCUGCGGAGGAGCCGGCUGCAAAGCCGAGUUCCAACAAGAAGGGCAAGAAGAAGCAGAAGGCAGGUGGUGAGAGCUCCUGUCAAGUCCCGAAGCCGGCGCCGAAAGAACCUGAGGGUUCUGACGACAAAGGCAAGGCCAAGGCCAAGAAGGGCGGCGUUUCAACGCUCACUGGGACUGUUUUCAGCCAUCGCUGA
This is a messenger RNA of Alternaria rosae, 1173 nucleotides long. RefSeq lists its product as uncharacterized. The record is from RefSeq and is a predicted model, not a curated record. Bases 1 to 1173 code for a protein of 390 amino acids. Lineage: Eukaryota; Fungi; Ascomycota; Dothideomycetes; Pleosporales; Pleosporaceae. The transcript has a single exon.